Messenger RNA from Nymphaea colorata (pocket water lily), 1957 nucleotides. RefSeq lists its product as uncharacterized. The record is from RefSeq and is a predicted model, not a curated record. Bases 317 to 1582 code for a protein of 421 amino acids. NCBI's taxonomy places the organism in Eukaryota, Viridiplantae, Streptophyta, Magnoliopsida, Nymphaeales, Nymphaeaceae. Gene Ontology annotation, molecular function: lipid binding. The transcript is spliced from 6 exons.
CUAAAUUUAGGGGUGGACAGAGAGAGAGAGAGAGAGAGAGCAGACAAUGGUGAUUGUCCCCACAGAAAUCCAGAUCAGUGUGAUUGGUGAGUCUCUCUCCUCCGCUAUCUAAAUCCUUAUCCAGGCGAUCCUGACACCGUCCGCUCCUCCCCUCUCUCUGCCUUUUAUCUCGCCCUAAGUUUGGCGCCACAAUUGGCGGACCCUUCGGUGCUUAGAGUAUUAUCUUUUGGGCCGUCGGUUUCCUUUAUCUUUUCUCUUCCCCCUUCUCCUUCGUCCCUUUGCUUCUUCUUCUUCUCUGUUGGUGGGGUUCUGUUCUAUGGCUGCGCUCUUGGAGAUGAUGGUAGGUGGGGGGUUGUUCGGAGGGCUCUUCUCCUUCUUGGUGCCUUUGUGGGCAUCGGCGGUUUUACUGGGGCUGUUGGUGGGGUGGGCUUGGAAGCCUAAAUGGGCGGAUAUGGUGGUCGCCGGUGGCGGAGGGCCAAGCUUGGGGGAGGCUGUUGAGAAGCAUUUGGGGAUUGGUUUCAACUCGUUGCCGAGCUUGGAUUCCUUGAAGACACUGUCCCAGAGUUGUAUUUCGUGGGUGUCGGAGGAGCGGUCGGAAAAAGGAGAAGGGGAGGCGGUCGCUUGCAGUCCCACACCUAUGGAGAGAGACCAAUCCGUCGUAAAUAUUGACGAUUUCCAGUAUCUGCGGCGGCUCGUCGAGAUGACGGAUGGAGGUCCUGUCUGGCACCAGAUGAUGGACCGGACGCUGCCAACCAUGAGCUAUCAGGCAUGGAGGAGGGACCCUGAGACCGGACCCCCUCAAUAUCGUAGUAGGACAGUUUAUGAAGAUGCUGCGCCGGAGCUUGUGAGGGAUUUCUUUUGGGACGAUGAGUUUAGAGGUAAAUGGGAUGAUAUGCUCCUUCAUGCUGCUACAUUAGAGGAGUGCCGCAGCUCGGGAACCAUGAUCGUUCACUGGAUUAGGAAGUUCCCCUUUUUUUGUAGUGACCGAGAAUAUACUAUAGGGCGCAGAAUAUGGAAAUCUGGAGGUUCCUACUACUGUGUGACGAAGGGCAUCGCAUACCCCUCCCUGCCAAGGCACAACAAGCCAAGACGUGUUGAUUUAUACUAUUCAAGUUGGUGUAUACGAGCAGUGGAAUCAAGGCGAGGGGAUGGACAAUUGACUUCAUGUGAGGUGCUUUUGUUUCAUUAUGAAGACAUGGGUAUCCCAUGGGAAAUUGCGAAACUCGGUGUCCGUCAGGGAAUGUGGGGCUGUGUCAAGAAGAUUGAACCAGGUUUUCGUGCUUAUCAGGCUGCAAGACAAGCAGGAGGACCACUGUCACGAUCUGCAGAAAUGGCACAAAUUAACACAAAAGUUGAUGAAGAUUACUUGAGGUCUAUGGAAUUGAUCGAUCCAUCAGAAUCAGAUGUGGCAACCGUGAAAAAACCAUGGAGAGAAAACAUACCCAAAUUUUUAAUAGUGGGUGGUGCUGUGGCUCUUGCGUGCAGCCUUGACAGAGGACUUCUGACAAAAGCAGUAAUCUUCGGGGUGGCUAGAAGGUUUGCUAAGCUUGGACGGACUGUAAAUCAGAGAGCAACACCGUAAUGUGAUCUGUACAAGGGUUAUCUUGCAUAAAUAUGUUUACAGAUCACAAGAGGGAAAAAACGAGAUCUAUAUGGGAGUUGUUGGAUGCAUUCCUGCUUCAGGAGAGAAGAAGGAUACGUGAGAAGCAUACUGCUCCGCUUUUUGCUGUAACUGUUAACUCGAAGAAGCUUCGGUGCUACUAUGUCUGAAGCCAAUGUCGGGCUUGUCUAUUGUAAUCGAUAAUUUUCAUUCAACGUUUUUUUUUUUUUUUUUUUGGCUCAGGAUUUGUGGCAAUGAGCUACAAGCAGAAAAGGCCGUGUACUAUGGAGCUUCGAACUUCAUGGUCAGAAAGUCUAUUAGUGAUAAUCUUAAUAUGCAAAUUGUUUGUUGGAAGGA